GACAGUAAAAAGUGAGGUUAAGUAAUUUAGGUUAAUUCAAACGCUUCGUUGUCAAAAUAUAUUUCUUAUUAAAAAAAAAACUUGUGAAGAACAUUUCCUCAUUGAUUUCUAAAUCAUUUAAAAACGCAAAAUCGAUUUGAUAAAGUAAAACUUAAAAUCAUUAAUUAGUUUUUUUUUUAUGGUGAAUCAUUUGAAGAUCUUCUUAGUUAAUUUCUAUAAAUAUCAAACUUGAUGAUAAACUUUAUUAAACAUACUUUAUUGGAACGUUUUAUGGAGUCUCCCCGAUACGAAUACGAACAAUUAAAUGGUCGCGUUUUAUCGAAUUCGAUAAUCCCCGACGAUCUAAUUUCGAAAAUAUUUGAAUACCUCCCGCGGAAAGAUAUUUUAAAAGCACGUUUGGUUUGCAAAAAUUGGGACACACUCUCCGUCGAAACUAUUCACCAUUUAUAUCAAACCAGAUUUCACAAAUCCACCGAAAACUUAUCGCUACGUUACUUAAUUAUUCGCUUAUAUGGAAAUGUGUUCAAUCGAAACUUACUUCAAAAUGUUAAUGGCGAAACAAAAUUUAAACAUUGGAAAAUAUUAUGGAACGAUGGCGAUAAAUUUAAAAUAGAAAAUCCACCGUCGGGGUCACCACCGCUUCCUGAUGCACCUGAAUUUAAAGGACACACAUCGUGUUUUGCUACUUCGUAUAGACCAUGUGAAAAAAUCCAGGUUGUUGAUACAUCUGGUGAUGAUGAUGUGGGAUUUGUAAUGAAACAUAGGGUCACUGUGCAUGCUUCAGAGUGGGUUUGUGCUAGGUUUGAUUGUGGGGCUGCUUAUUGGGUUAAAUUGAGUUUAAAAGGGAAAGAUGGUACUGUACAAGAAGUUGUUGGGGAACAUCGUGAAGAACAAUGGUGUAAUCCUGAAUGGAAAAAGAUCGUAUUGGAUAUCGAUAGUAAUUCAGCAAACGUUGAGUCAAUCGAGUUUAGACAUUGCGGUCAAGACACACAAUUUUGGGCUGGACAUUACGGAAUGAAAAUGGCUGGAGCUGUUGUUAAAUUAAUUCCAAUUGAUUAAGUCAAAAUAAAAUGAUAUUAUUUAA
Molecule: messenger RNA, 1084 nt
Organism: Onthophagus taurus
Lineage: Eukaryota; Metazoa; Arthropoda; Insecta; Coleoptera; Scarabaeidae
Product: F-box only protein 6
Biological process (GO): ERAD pathway; glycoprotein catabolic process; SCF-dependent proteasomal ubiquitin-dependent protein catabolic process
Cellular component (GO): cytoplasm; SCF ubiquitin ligase complex
Molecular function (GO): protein binding; ubiquitin protein ligase activity
Source: RefSeq, a predicted model, not a curated record